Hermetia illucens (black soldier fly) is the source of this 1338-nucleotide messenger RNA. RefSeq names its product arrestin domain-containing protein 2-like. The record is from RefSeq and is a predicted model, not a curated record. The coding region runs from base 125 to 1294 and encodes 389 amino acids. Gene Ontology annotation, cellular component: cytoplasm. The transcript has 4 exons. NCBI's taxonomy places the organism in Eukaryota, Metazoa, Arthropoda, Insecta, Diptera, Stratiomyidae. Gene Ontology annotation, biological process: protein transport.
UGUGCUGAUAUUUGGGCAUAAGCGAUAGAUUGCAGUGCAUAGUGUAGUGCUUUAGUAAAUUUGAUAAUCUACGGAGAAACAGGUUCGAAUAUUGCGCUUCUAGUGUAUUUGCAUAAAAAAGGACAUGCCUACCUUGUGCUUUAUAACUUUUAACGAAAGUCCGGCAGGGGUUUAUUAUGGGGGCCAAGUAUUGUCUGGAAAAGUCAGCCUUACAACUGAGCGAAUAAAAGCAAUAAGAGGCAUAUACAUAACCGUGCGAGGGUACGCAGACGUUCAUUGGACCGAGAAUGCAAACAGAAAUUCAUUACAUGAUAGAUCUGAAGGAUAUCAUGCUCAUGACAACUACUUUGACUCUCGCGUUGACGUACUACGCAGUUCUGAUGGAAAUAGUUUCGACCUGGCCCCAGGCAAAUAUGAGUACAAUUAUCAAAUUACCUUACCGCCUGACCUGCCAUCCUCUUUCAACGGCCAAUACGGAAUGAUACGGUACGAAGUCGUCUGCACUAUUGAUCGGCCUUGGAAGUUCGAUAACGUUUUCAAGCAUCCCUUCACAAUUAUCAGGCCGUUGGAUUUGAACUUAUUGGCAAUAAACCUGCUUCCUGUCGAGCGGCAAGACAGAAAGGAGUUCUCCAGAAUAUGCUGUUGCGGCAAUGGUGGUGAGGUAUCCAUAAAAGGAAGCAUUCCAUGUGGUGGAUUUGUUCCAGGACAAAGUAUACCAGUCUCGAUAUUCAUAAAAAAUCUCUCGAGAGUUACUUCUUACGAAACAAACGCUUGCCUUGUUCAAACCGUUGACUAUCGUAGUUACACACCAUAUCAGCACAGUACAUCAGAAGCGAGGCUAGUGACAAUCAAUUUAUUUGGUCCUUUAGAAAAACGUGGGGAAACGGAUCAUAACUGCAAUUUAUGUAUUCCUGCGAUUCCACCGUCAAGCCUAAAUUCAUGCAAUAUUAUCGAGGUAUCCUACUGCGUUGAAAUUCAGUUUAAAACACGUGGACUACAUACUAAUCUAACUGUGAAGUUGCCAGUAACUAUUGGCACUAUUCCCUACUUCACCGGUUACAAUCAAAGGGAAGAAAGUGGGACGUCAUUUUCUCAAGCAGCGGUUGCAUCAGGAGAUCCGCCAGCCUACGAAGAAGCUAUCAAGUUAGGACCAAAUUACGUCACAAACAGGGAAGAAGAUAAAUACAUACAAAACGUUAAUUUCCUGCCAAGGUAUCCGGUUUAUAGCUUUCAAAGUAGCAAUGGCGUACAACCAAAUGACAGGAUUGACGUGGUAACAUCUCAACCAAAUUAAUCAAAGUAUAAUAGAAGCAUCGAACUAUUUUACUUUUUUGCAUU